Pollicipes pollicipes is the source of this 1123-nucleotide messenger RNA. RefSeq lists its product as uncharacterized. NCBI's taxonomy places the organism in Eukaryota, Metazoa, Arthropoda, Thecostraca, Pollicipedomorpha, Pollicipedidae. The record is from RefSeq and is a predicted model, not a curated record.
CUCAGCGCUCCUGUGUUGGCUGGUCCGUGACAGGUCCUGGACUGCCCCGUUUAUCUCAGCAAGAAUGCCGAUUUUGAACAGAAGUUGUUGCGGAUGCAAUCUUCAGAAUGGGUCGAUCAUCUCAGGCUGCAUUACUUUGCUGGGUGGCCUGGUGUACUUCAUUGGGCUGGUCCUGAUGCUGGUCUUCAACAAGGAGAUCGAGGAUUACAUGGAUACCCUGAAGGAACAACACUACCUGUCAUUCGACCUUACUGGGUUCAUGAGCUGGUUCACCAUGGUGAUCCUGUCGACUAUUCUGGCCUUCGUCUACCUGAUCUUCACCUGCCUGAUGCUGUACGGCUGCCGUGAGGAGCGGCGCGUCUUCCUUAUGCCCUGGAUGCUGAUGACGACACUGGAGGUCUUCGCCGUGCUGGUGGGCAUCAUCAUGGCACUGGUCAGCCUGGGUGACUUCCAGCCGGUCUACAGCGCGAUCACCGGUAUCAUCGGCUUCAUCGCCGUUGGCUGCUACGCCUACAUGCUGCUGAUCGUCGUCAGCUAUUAUCAGUACCUGAAGGACACCCAGGAUGGAUACUAUCCGCCUACAGAGAUGAGCAAGCACUAGGCGGGCCGCUAUGGCGACCGGCGCGCUGUUGCCAUGGCAGCAAACCCCGCUGGCGUCACAUCAGCUGGCUGUUGCUGAGGUUGUCGCGUGUUUACCAGCCGAACGGCCCAUGCGAAAGGGAGUAUGAUUGGGUUGAAACAUCAAAACAGAGAAUAGGACUGGGGAUGAUCAUUCAGCAGCUUCCUGAGAGCAAAGAAGAGAACGAUGAACAAUGCCUUGACGUCUUCCGGAAAGGGCAUGAUUUCGCUUUAGAAGAUCUUAUUACGAUUCUUAACACCGACAUGUGCAUGCUGUGUUUCAAGCGCAGUGAACCUGACGUCGGUACCUCAGCGGCUCUGCCUUUUGCAGCAGCCAUCACUAACUUCGCUUUGUUUGUGCCGCCCGUCUGGUGAAACGCGGAGAACGCUGCUACGAUUUACCAUUAACGCCAGCUGAUUGUCAAGGCCCGAAUGACACGCUUUUUUCCCGCGGCAUCCCACUUUCGACGUGAUCCAUCCCCUCCGAUCUGGGCCACCCCGGCCC